AUGGACAAGAGGUAUUCUGGCGUAGAAGAUGUGUGCCUCGAGUCAUCUUCCUCCUAUAAACCACAUCCGCCGAAGCCGGCAGUGAAGUGUCGGAAUCUGGGUCGCAUCCUCGGUCAAGGAUUUCAGAGUCAAAGGACGGUCCACCUCCAUAAUGGUACGUGGAAACCUGACGAGAAUCGGCAUCUCGCCGAUCACAUUACAGCAGCAUCUACAGCUGGUAGCUCAUUCACAAAUAGCCAUGAACUCAACCUCACAUACUGCCUUAUCUUGCAUAUUGUUGCCACGAGUGGGUCCAGUAAGGAGAUCAAUGCUGGUCACCGCCUAAUCCCCCGUACUAUCCUUUACAUCUCUCCACAGGCCUCGUAUGACUCGAUUCACAGUUGUCCCAUGUCUGGAUUUUCUGAGGAAGCCGUGUGCUUGUCGAUGUACUCCGGCAACAGCGUAUUGUCCGCACCUGUGGGAUAG
This is a messenger RNA of Verticillium alfalfae VaMs.102, 465 nucleotides long. RefSeq lists its product with no specific name. The transcript is spliced from 3 exons. NCBI's taxonomy places the organism in Eukaryota, Fungi, Ascomycota, Sordariomycetes, Glomerellales, Plectosphaerellaceae. The record is from RefSeq and is a predicted model, not a curated record. The coding region runs from base 1 to 465 and encodes 154 amino acids.